Molecule: messenger RNA, 5067 nt
Organism: Puma concolor (puma)
Lineage: Eukaryota; Metazoa; Chordata; Mammalia; Carnivora; Felidae
Gene: PIK3C2A
Product: phosphatidylinositol-4-phosphate 3-kinase catalytic subunit type 2 alpha
Biological process (GO): phosphatidylinositol-mediated signaling; phosphatidylinositol-3-phosphate biosynthetic process; phosphatidylinositol 3-kinase/protein kinase B signal transduction
Cellular component (GO): phosphatidylinositol 3-kinase complex; cytoplasm; plasma membrane
Molecular function (GO): phosphatidylinositol binding; 1-phosphatidylinositol-4-phosphate 3-kinase activity; 1-phosphatidylinositol-3-kinase activity
Source: RefSeq, a predicted model, not a curated record
AUGGCUCAGAUAUCCAACAAUAAUGGAUUUAAGCAAUGUUCAUCACAUCUGGAACCAACAAGAACAAAAGAAGUGGACAAAGAAGAAGCAUUACAGAUGGAAGCAGAGGCUUUAGCAAAACUGCAAAAGGAUAGAGGAGUGACUGAUAAUCAGAGAGCCUUUGAGUUAUCAAGCAACACCAGACAAAAAGCACAAGUUUAUAACAAACAGGAUUAUGAUCUCAUGGUGUUUCCUGAAACUGACACCCAAAAAAGAGCAGUAGAUAUUGAUGUAGAAAAGCUCACGCAAGCUGAACUUGAGAAACUAUUGCUUGAUGAAAAUUUCGAAACUAGGAAAACACCUGUCUUGCCAGUUACUCCUGUUCUGAGCCCUUCGUUUUCAGCACAGGUGUAUCUUAGACCUACUAUUCAGAGAGGACAGUGGCCACCUAGGUUAUCAGGGCCUUCCACAUAUACUUUACCUUCUAUUUAUCAGUCAACUUACAGCAGUAAACAGACUGUAUUCCAAAAUGGCUUCAGUCCAAGAAUGCCUGCGUUUCCAUCCACAGAACCUAUAUAUUUAAGCUUUCCAGGACAGUCUCCAUAUUUUUCAUAUCCUUUGACACCUGCCACACCCUUUCAUCCACAAGGAAGCUUACCUAUCUAUCACCCAGUAGUCAGUCCUGACAUGGCAAAGCUGUUUGACAAAAUAGCUAGUACAUCAGAAUUUUUAAAAAAUGGAAAAGCAAGGACUGACUUGGAGAUCAAACAUUCAAAAGCUACAGUCAACAAUUUACAGGUAUCUCCAAAGUCUGAAGAUAUAAGUAAAUUCGACUGGUUAGACUUGGAUCCUCUAAGUAAACCUAAGGUGGACAAUGUGGAAGUGGUAGACCACGAGGAAGAGAAAAAUAUUCCAGGUUUACUAGCAGAGGAUCCUUGGGAUGCUGUUCUUCUUGAAGAGAGAUCACCAGCAAGUUGUCACCUUGAAAGAAAGGUGAAUGGAAAAUCUCUUUCUGGGGCAACGGUAACAAGAAGCCUGUCUUUAAAUAUUCGAACAACUCAGUUUACAAAAGUCCAGGGCCAAAUAUCUCAGAAAGACCCAAGUGGGACCACUAGUUUGUCAACUGGAAGUUCUCUUCUACAAGAAAUUGAAGUACAGAAUGAAGAAGUAGCUGCUUUUUGUCAAUCCAUUACAAAAUUGAAGACCAACUUCCCAUAUACCGAUCACUGCACAAAUCCAGGCUAUUUGUUAAGUCCAGUUACAGUACAAAGAAACAUAUGUGGAGAAAAUGCUAGCGUGAAGGUCUCCAUUGAAAUUGAAGGAUUUCAACUACCAGUUACUUUUACAUGUGAUGUGAGUUCUACUGUAGAAAUCAUUAUAAUGCAAGCCCUUUGCUGGGUACAUGAUGACUUGAAUCAAGUAGAUAUUGGCAGCUACGUUCUGAAAGUUUGUGGUCAAGAGGAAGUGCUACAAAAUAAUCAUUGCCUUGGAAGUCAUGAACAUAUUCAGAACUGCCGGAAAUGGGACACAGAGAUUAAACUACAACUUUUGACCUUCAGUGCAAUGUGCCAAAAUCUGGCCCGAACAGCAGAAGAUGAUAAAACACCGGUGGAUUUAAACAAACAUCUGCAUCAAAUAGAAAAACCUUAUAAGGAGAUCAUGACAAGAUACCCUGUUGACGAACUUUUAGAUUCUUACCACCACCAAGUGGACCUGGCUCUGCAAACUGAAAACCAGCACCGAGCAGUAGAUCAAGUAAUUAAAGCUGUAAGAAAAAUCUGUAGUGCUUUAGAUGGUGUAGAGACUCUUGCCAUUACAGAAUCAGUAAAGAAGCUAAAGAGAGCAGUCAAUCUUCCAAGGAGUAAAAGUGCUGAUGUGACUUCACUGUCUGGAGAAGGAGACCCUAGUAAGAGUUCAUCUAGGGGAUCACUGAAUCCUGAAAAUCCUGUUCACGUAAGCAUGGACCAGUUAACUGCAGCAAUUUAUGAUCUUCUCAGACUCCAUGCAAAUUCUGGUAGGAGUCCUGCAGACUGUGCCCAAAGUAAUAGGAACGUUAAGGAAGCAUGGACAACAACAGAACAGCUCCAGUUUACAAUUUUUGCUGCUCAUGGGAUUUCAAGUAAUUGGGUAUCAAAUUAUGAAAAAUACUACUUGAUAUGUUCCCUAUCUCACAACGGAAAAGAUCUUUUUAAACCUAUUCAAUCAAAGAAGGUUGGCACGUAUAAGAAUUUCUUCUAUCUUAUUAAAUGGGAUGAACUAAUCAUUUUUCCCAUCCAGAUAUCACAAUUGCCAUUAGAAUCACUUCUUCACCUUACUCUUUUUGGAAUUUUAAAUCAGAGCAGUGGAAGUUCCCCUGAUUCUAAUAAGCAGAGAAAGGGGCCAGAAGCUUUGGGCAAAGUUUCUUUACCUCUUUUUGACUUUAAACGGUUUUUAACAUGUGGAACUAAGCUUCUAUAUCUUUGGACUUCGUCACAUACAAAUCCUAUUCCUGGAACAAUACCCAAAAAAGGGUAUGUGAUGGAAAGAAUAGUGUUACAGGUUGAUUUUCCUUCUCCUACAUUUGAUGUCAUUUAUACUACUCCUCAAGUUGACAGAAGCCUUAUACAGCAACACAACUUAGAAACAUUGGAGAAUGAUACAAAAGGGAAACUUUCUGAUAUUCUUCAUAGAGACUCAUCACUUGGACUUUCUAAAGAAGAUAAAGCCUUUUUGUGGGAGAAACGUUAUUAUUGCCUCAAACACCCAAAUUGUCUUCCUAAAGUACUAGCAAGUGCCCCAAACUGGAAAUGGGUUAAUCUUGCCAAAACUUACUCACUGCUUCAGCAGUGGCCUCCAUUGAACCCACUGACUGCAUUGGAACUACUUGAUUCAAAAUUUGCUGAUCAGGAAGUGAGGUCCAUAGCUGUGACCUGGAUUGAGGCCAUAAGUGAUGAUGAGCUUACUGAUCUUCUCCCACAGUUUGUGCAGGCUUUGAAAUACGAAAUUUACUUGAACAGUUCAUUAGUGCGCUUCCUUCUGUCCAGGGCAUUGGGAAAUAUACAGAUAGCACACAAUUUAUAUUGGCUCCUCAAGGAUGCCCUGCAUGAUGCACAGUUUGGUGCCCGAUAUGAACAUGUUUUGGGUGCUCUCCUCUCAAUAGGAGGAAAAGGACUCAGAGAAGAACUUUUGAAGCAGACAAAACUUGUACAGCUUUUAGGAGGAGUAGCAGAAAAAGUAAGGCAGGCUAGUGGAUCAGCCAGACAGGUUGUCCUUCAAAGGAGUAUGGAACGAGUCCAGUCCUUUUUCCUAAGAAAUAAAUGCCGUCUUCCUCUCAAACCAAGUCUUGUUGCAAAAGAAUUAAAUAUUAAGUCCUGUUCCUUCUUCAGUUCUAAUGCUGUGCCCCUAAAAGUGACAAUGGUGAAUGCUGAUCCAAUGGGGGAAGAAAUUAAUGUCAUGUUUAAGGUUGGUGAAGAUCUUCGGCAAGAUAUGUUAGCUUUACAAAUGAUAAAGAUUAUGGACAAGAUCUGGCUUAAAGAAGGACUAGAUCUGAGGAUGGUAAUUUUCAAAUGCCUCUCAACUGGCAGAGAUCGAGGUAUGGUGGAGCUAGUUCCUGCUUCAGAUACCCUCAGGAAAAUCCAAGUGGAAUAUGGUGUGACUGGAUCCUUUAAAGAUAAACCACUUGCAGAGUGGCUGAGGAAAUACAAUCCUUCUGAAGAGGAAUAUGAAAAGGCUUCUGAAAAUUUUAUCUAUUCUUGUGCUGGAUGCUGUGUAGCUACCUAUGUUUUAGGCAUCUGUGAUCGACACAAUGACAACAUAAUGCUUCGAAGCACAGGACAUAUGUUUCACAUUGACUUUGGAAAGUUUUUGGGCCAUGCACAGAUGUUUGGUAGCUUCAAAAGGGAUCGGGCUCCUUUUGUGCUGACUUCUGAUAUGGCAUAUGUCAUCAAUGGGGGUGAAAAGCCCACCAUUCGUUUCCAGUUGUUUGUGGACCUCUGCUGCCAGGCCUACAACUUAAUAAGAAAGCAAACAAACCUCUUUCUUAAUCUCCUUUCUCUGAUGAUUCCUUCAGGGUUACCUGAACUUACAAGUAUUCAAGACUUGAAAUAUGUUAGAGAUGCACUUCAACCCCAAACUACAGAUGCAGAAGCUACAAUUUUCUUCACUAGGCUUAUUGAAUCAAGUUUGGGAAGCAUUGCCACAAAGUUUAACUUCUUCAUUCACAAUCUUGCUCAGUUGCGUUUUUCUGGUCUUCCUUCCAAUGAUGAGCCCAUCCUUUCAUUUUCACCCAAAACAUACUCAUUUAGACAAGAUGGUCGAAUCAAGGAAGUCUCUGUUUUCACUUACCAUAAGAAAUACAACCCGGAUAAACAUUAUAUUUAUGUAGUCCGAAUUUUGAGGGAAGGACAGCUUGAGCCAUCAUUUGUGUUCCGGACCUUUGAUGAGUUUCAGGAGCUUCACAAUAAGCUCAGUAUUAUUUUUCCACUUUGGAAGUUACCAGGUUUUCCUAAUAGGAUGGUUCUGGGAAGAACACACAUAAAAGAUGUAGCAGCCAAAAGGAAAAUUGAGUUAAAUAGUUAUUUACAGAGUUUGAUGAGUGCUUCAACGGAUGUGGCCGAGUGUGAUCUUGUUUGUACUUUUUUCCACCCUUUACUUCGUGAUGAAAAAGCUGAAGGAAUAGCCAGGACUGCAGAUGCAGGUCCUUUCAGUCCUACUCCAGGCCAAAUUGGAGGAGCAGUGAAAUUAUCUGUCUCUUACCGAAAUGGUACUCUUUUCAUCAUGGUGAUGCACAUCAAAGAUCUUGUUACUGAAGAUGGAGCUGACCCAAAUCCAUAUGUCAAAACAUACCUACUUCCAGAUACCCACAAAACAUCCAAACGGAAAACCAAAAUUUCACGAAAAACUAGGAAUCCAACAUUCAAUGAGAUGCUUGUGUACAGUGGAUAUAGCAAGGAAACCCUAAGACAGAGAGAACUUCAACUCAGUGUUCUCAGUGCAGAAUCUCUGCGGGAGAAUUUUUUCUUGGGUGGAAUAACCCUGCCUUUAAAAGAUUUCAACUUGAGCAAAGAGACCGUUAAGUGGUAUCAGCUGACUGCGGCAACUUAUUUGUAA